AUGCCCACCACUAUUGGCAAACUUACCCAACUCUCGUCGUUGAAUCUUGAAAAUAAUCAACUCCAAGCACAUAGCAGGGAAGAAUGGGAGUUUUUGGACAGCUUAGGGAAUUCCACGGACCUACAGAUGUUCUCCAUUAGUCGGAAUCGCCUAUCAGGGCAUGUGCCAAAUUCAUUAGGUGUGGUUCCGGAGUGGAUUGGAUCUAUCAAGAUUUUGCAGCAAUUAGGUUUAGAAGCAAACUUCUUUAAGGGGGUCAUUCCGUCAUCCUUGUCAAACUUAUCUCGAUUGGGAGACUCUAUCUAUCCUCGAACCAGUUCAUUGGUCACAUACCAGCAAGCUUUAGAAACUUUUCGACGCUUCAAAAUUUGGACAUUUCCAACAACAAUCUUCAUGGUAGGAUGGACAACUUCCUACAGACAUUGGCAAUGCCAAACAACUCAUACAUUUGGUACUUUCAUCAAACAAACUAUCCGCUGA
Molecule: messenger RNA, 477 nt
Organism: Triticum turgidum subsp. durum (durum wheat)
Lineage: Eukaryota; Viridiplantae; Streptophyta; Magnoliopsida; Poales; Poaceae
Source: the annotation of a GenBank genome assembly